Molecule: messenger RNA, 424 nt
Organism: Ilex paraguariensis (yerba mate)
Lineage: Eukaryota; Viridiplantae; Streptophyta; Magnoliopsida; Aquifoliales; Aquifoliaceae
Source: the annotation of a GenBank genome assembly
AUGGCGUUGGAAAAGCCAUCACAAGCGAUAUCAGGGGAGGUGACCUCAUCAGCGUUCUCGAUGUUGAUGGCGAUGCCACUAGAGCACUGGGUGGCGCCAGCCUAUGGGGACGUCCUUGGAUAUGGGUAUUGGGUUACUGGAGAGUCCAAGGAAGGAGAUAACAUUGGUCUAGCUAAUGACAACACCUGUACGGGCAUUGAAGGUGGUCCAGGCCGAUCCGAAGGCACAAAAGAGGUCAUGGGCGAUGGCGCCAGCUGUGCUGUAGGCAAUGCCCAUGAGGGCAGCCAUGGCGUAGACGACGCCCGUAAUGGCAGACAUGGUGUUGGCGACGACUUGCGUCGAUUGGGCAGUAUGAGAUUGGGUUUAGGCAGCACUACUUCUACUUUGGGUUGCAAGGGCAAUGCUUCAAAUGACUUGUGUGGAG